GGAGGCGGCGGCGGUUGGAGGCUUCGCCGGCUUUGCAGCGCGGACCGCGGCGGCGCCUCCGGCACCGGGCCCUGACACGAUGCGGCGAGUGGUCCGGCAGAGCAAGUUCCGGCACGUGUUCGGGCAGGCGGUGAAGAACGACCAGUGCUACGACGACAUCCGCGUUUCCCGCGUGACCUGGGACAGCUCCUUUUGCGCCGUCAACCCCAGAUUCGUUGCCAUAAUCGUAGAAGCGAGCGGGGGAGGCGCCUUCCUUGUGCUUCCUCUGCACAAGACCGGUCGGAUCGACAAAUCCUACCCGACAGUAUGUGGCCACACAGGACCCGUCCUCGACAUCGACUGGUGCCCGCACAACGACCAGGUCAUCGCCAGCGGCUCAGAAGACUGCACGGUCAUGGUGUGGCAGAUCCCAGAGAAUGGGCUCACCCUCUCCCUGACGGAACCGGUGGUGGUCUUAGAAGGCCACUCGAAGAGGGUUGGCAUCGUGGCCUGGCACCCGACUGCCCGCAACGUGCUUCUCAGCGCAGGCUGUGACAACGCCAUCAUCAUCUGGAACGUGGGCACGGGGGAGGCCCUGAUCAACCUGGACGACAUGCACUCCGACAUGAUCUACAACGUCAGCUGGAACCGGAAUGGCAGCCUCAUCUGCACGGCCUCCAAGGACAAGAAAGUGAGGGUGAUCGACCCCAGGAAGCAGGAGAUCGUGGCGGAGAAGGAGAAGGCGCACGAAGGAGCGAGACCCAUGCGGGCCAUCUUCCUGGCCGACGGCAACGUCUUCACCACCGGGUUCAGCCGCAUGAGUGAGCGGCAGCUGGCUCUCUGGAACCCGAAAAACAUGCAGGAGCCAAUUGCCCUCCACGAGAUGGACACGAGCAACGGGGUGCUGCUGCCCUUCUACGACCCCGACACCAGCAUCAUCUACUUAUGUGGAAAGGGCGACAGCAGCAUCCGCUACUUCGAGAUCACGGACGAGUCCCCCUACGUCCACUACCUCAACACGUUCAGCAGCAAGGAGCCGCAGCGAGGCAUGGGCUGCAUGUCCAAGAGGGGGCUGGACGUGAACAAAUGCGAGAUCGCCAGAUUCUUCAAACUGCACGAGAGGAAGUGCGAGCCCAUCAUCAUGACCGUCCCCAGGAAGUCCGACCUCUUCCAAGACGACCUGUACCCGGACACCGCGGGGCCGGAAGCCGCGCUGGAGGCGGAGGAGUGGUUCGAGGGCCAGAACGCAGACCCCAUCCUCAUCUCCUUGAAGCAUGGCUACAUCCCUGGCAAAAACAGGGACCUCAAGGUGGUGAAGAAGAACAUCCUGGAUAGCAAGCCCUCGGCAAACAAGAAGUGUGACCUGAUCAGCGCCCCCAAGAAAACCGCAGACACGAGCAGUGUGCAAAGCGAAGCCAAGCUGGACGAGAUUUUAAAGGAGAUCAAGUCGAUCAAAGACACGAUCUGCAGUCAGGACGAGCGGAUCUCCAAGCUAGAGCAGCAGAUGGCCAAGAUCGCAGCCUGAGGCGCCGGCCUCGCCCCACCCCACAUGGGAGCAAGAACUCGUGCCGGUCGCUCGGAGGGGACGUCCACCUCGGCCGUCAGCCAGCCACAGGCCACGUUCCAGCGGAACUCGAUUCGUCUCUCAAAUUUGCGGAAACAAAAUGUGAUUUCAAAGCUGAGCUUUUUAUCGGAAAGCUUUUUUUUUCUUUUCCUCCUGAUGUUUUAAGUGUUAAUGUGACUCCUGAACUCUUGACAAAAGUGCGUUGAAAAUCCCAUUCCAUUCUGAAUUUUAGGAAACCAACCCAUUCUGAUUCGGUGUCAUGCCCAAGUUUUUUAUUUUAACAAAUAGGGACCAAGGCCACGUUGCUUUUUAUAUUUUCUUUUUCUUUUCCCCCUCUUCACGUUGCCAAAACCAAAAGUAGCUUUUAUUUUUUUUCUUUGCUUUUGCUACUUCGCAGUAUUCGUGUGUGGGUUUUUUUCCUUCUCUCGAUUUUUGAAAGGGACAACACUGUGUAUGUUUAUAAACUCAAUGCAGAUAAGAGAUUCUUUUGUACGAACACUCGUCCGAGGACUGUCUGAGCGGUGGCUGCCCUGGGCAGCCGGGGACGGGGGCCCCUGCGGGUUCCUCGCGCCUCCCCUCCCGUGUCAGGGGGUCGGCUCCCUCCCCCGAGCUCGGAGCUGCGUUCCUUUCCUUGCUCGCUCUCUCCGCCGGAAGCCGGGUGGUCCUGCCAGAGCGGAACGUGGCCUCUUGCCUAGCCUGUGCCCCGGCCGGUCCCGGUCUGCCUUGAGCUCACCGGAAUCUCCACCGUUUGUCCCCCCACCCCCACCCCCGCCACGCAGACCCCCGCACACUCAUCACUUGAAACAGCACAUUUCCGGGUUGGGUCGACACUUGACUAGGGUGCCCGGGACGAGGGCUCGUCUCGCCCGUUUGUCAGCAGCUUGUCUCGCUCUUGGGUGCAAAGCCGGGGGGCUUGGAGGGGAGCAGCCCCGCCCCUCUCCCUCCCCUCCCGCCCCCCAGCCCCACCCCGAGGCCCUCCACCAGCAGUGCCCCCGCCCGCCCUUCCUCCUGCCUCCAGCCGAGACGGGAAGGAGCAUUCCCAGGGGCGCAGAGCUCGGCCUGGGCCCCGCCCACCCCACCCUGCGGCUUGCCCCAGGGGCCGUAGCAAAGCACAGACACCCCCCAGACCGGGGGUCCAGAGACGGCUCUGCUCCCCCCUCCCAGCCUCCACUAGCUCUGAUUUCUCCGUUCCCACGUUCUCAUCUUGCAUGCUUGACGGACACGAUGUAAAGGUGUUUGUGUUUUGGAAGGGACGCCAGUCAGUGGCCGAACACUGAACAAAACAGUGCCAUGGGGACCAGGCGGGAACCCGUCACACAGUCCGGUCAGGGUCAGGGUCGGGCCGUGUCCCGGGGACCAGGAUGCAGUGGCACGUGGCAAACUCAGGUCGGAGCGCGGCCGGGCUGGGGGAGGGGGCGGGGUGGGACGGCCACCUAGGAAAGGUACCGUGUUCUUGACCGAUAACGGGAUCACUGCCUCCCGUGUCAGGGCAUCUGAAUGUGUGAUGUGGUUUAGUGUGUGUGUACGUGUGUGUUUUUUAUAUUGAAGUGGAUAAUGAGAUGUAAAGAAAACAAUGAUUACCGUGGCGACCGCGCCUAUACGAGUCUAUCAGUGUGAUCUAAUCAAGGACCUGCUUCGUUUUUAAGGUUCUGAGGUUCUGAUGACAAAUUUUUUUUCCUUCUUUUUAAGUGUUGGUGGUGAAACACCGGAGGGACUUGGUUCAAAGAGAAGAGGGCGGGGUGGGGGCGAGGGAGACGGUGCCGCGGUCUUAGCGUGUAGCCUCGGAUAAUUUAAUGACGGAUGCCCGGCCAGGCUGUCUGGUGCCUGAAGCAUUGUGGAUUACUUCUCCUGUUUUGUCUCUUCUUCCCCCCAAAAGCCGUGCUGUCCCAGAGGAGAGCCUGUGAAUCACUCUAGAUCGGCUCUUAUAGAGCGGCCUCGUAUUCUGGCGAAAACAAAAAACUCUUGCUUCCAUUUUCAGAGAUUAAAGAGAAAUCAUUGA
Molecule: messenger RNA, 3542 nt
Organism: Sorex fumeus (smoky shrew)
Lineage: Eukaryota; Metazoa; Chordata; Mammalia; Eulipotyphla; Soricidae
Gene: CORO1C
Product: coronin 1C
Exons: 11
Coding region: 80-1504 (474 amino acids)
Biological process (GO): actin filament organization; neural crest cell migration
Molecular function (GO): actin filament binding
Source: RefSeq, a predicted model, not a curated record